CAUAGCUAUCUGAAAAUUCUAUUUGCAAAACAAAUCAACGUGUAGCAUACAUGUAUACAUGAUACACAGUUUUGUGCGGAGCUUUAAAUAUGCAUAGGAAUACAAAGGCUGAAGAUCUAAAAGAUAGAGGUUAUCCGAAAACACCCGUGCGGAGGCAAAAUAAAACCAUCUCAGCAAAUGUUUCACCAGGUAAUAUAAACGGUCGCAGAUCGCACACAGUCAGCCCAGGCUCUUCAAGUCCAAUAUUAAGUAAUCGAAAACCAGUAACCUCAACAUCGGAACAGACCAAUUCUCCAGGUUUGUUAACAAGGGGUCAACGAUCUUUGACCUCAACACCUGAAAAUUCAUCGACCCAACGGGAGCUGAAGAAAUUGGAAGACUAUUGGACGAGACAUAACCCUGUAAAAGAAGAUUCGCCAAGACUCAGGAGCACCAGAAAAGUGAUUUUUAAUAUUAAGGAUUGUUUUCGUGAAAGAAGCCCAAAAACACUUAAACAUGAUGUGAAACUUCAACAACCAGUCAUUGGUAAUGAGCACAAAAGUUUACCAGAAUCUCCGAUACCGGGCUUGCUGCUGACAACUCCAAAUACUGAUGACAGUCAUACAAGUGUACAAUCCAAUAUUUCAACUCUUAAUAAGAAAAUAUGUUCUGAUAAUACGAAAGUAUUAAAGGAUGUACAUGAAACCUUCCAAAUAGAGAAAGAAACUAAGUCAGUUUCAAAGACUGUGACUCAUGAAUUUAAAACAGAUGGAAAUAAAAAAGAUUGCCAAAAAGACGUAGAACCAAAUGAUGUAGGUGUAGCAAAACAUGAUGUAGCAGACACCGACUCUAGUGACUCGGAUGAUGAUGACUAUAUUCCACCAAGAAAGAAACUACGGAGUGAAGUCAGUCAGGAUGAACUUUGGGAAGGGAUCCCGCUAACGAUAUCCUUUAAAAGAUUAGCACCAAUACCAAAAACGUCAGCUGCUAAAACGGGUGAGGACAGCGUGCAAACAUUAACAGCCAGUGAAAACAAACCGGAGGGGGAGACAAAAUCAAACAAAGCUGAAAAAGAUGAUGAUAAAAUUCUUAUACCGUUGACUAAACCUGUUAAGGAUCGAGUUUCUACACACACGGACAUCUCUUCUACAGAACAAGCUUUUGAAACAGGCAUUAAACGUAAAAGAAGUAUGCGUUUAAAAGAGAAAUUGGCUGGAACCCCAAGUAAAAGCAAAACUUCUUAUGUUCCACCUGAAGAACAUUCCCCGGUUGUUAGUAUUACACGUAUUAAUUGUUCGUUUGAACCAGUAAAUAAAAGUCCAAAAACACAAUUUGAAGAUGGUACAGACUGUGGUUCAAAUAGUGAAUUGAAUGAAACUAUUUUGUAUGCAAAUAAAGAUGAAGCAGAGAAUUGUGACAGCAAAAAAGCUAAAGACUGUCCCGGUGAGAAUUUGUUAACCCUUACAUUAUCUCAGAUCUUGUCAGCCGACAACAAAUAUGAUAUAUUUCAAGAAGAAAUGUCGGAAGAAAAAAUUGAUCAAGGUAAAAAGGGCAAAGAUAAUGAAGCAAUAGAAGUAAAUAAUAAACUAUCGACGGCAGUACUGACCGAUGUGGCACCAAGCAUUUCAAAAACAAUAAAUGAUAUCUUUAAAGAAAUCAGUGAACCGUGUUGUCUUCUGAAAGGGCAAAGUAAUGAAAAGGAUGUUGCCAGAGUUGAAUCUACCUCAGAAAAUCCAUCAAGAAUAACAAGAAGUUCAAAAAGACUUUCAGGCAUUGAAAAUGAAAAAUUAGAUAAUGAUACACCGGAAGAUGAAUACAGCAAAUACAGAAAAUCCAAUGAAAUAAUUUCUGACGUUGAUACAAUAGAAGAUGAAAUACCACCAACGAAAUUAGCAGAAGAAUCUGUUACUAGUGAAACAAAUAUCAAAAUUGCAUCUUCUAAACACAAAUUGUUUACGAAGAAACAAAAGAAAUGUGCUAAAACCGUCCCUCCUUUGAGAAUUAAGUUAAAGCAAACCACUAAUAGCAAAUUGAAGGGUCAAGGUGUGUCAAAAACAAACCAGAAAAAUGCCAACAAAGAAAAGGUAAGGCGAAGUGAUAAAAGGGAACAGAAGAUCGUUUCAUUAGACAGAGAGCAGUCUUCGUCAAAAAUACGCCCUUCACAGUCUUCGGAAAAAGAGGUUGCUACGCCUAAGAAUACGAAAAAGAAAACAACAAAACAACGAAAAUGGUCACCAGUAGCAACAAGUACUAUCACGUUGAGGCUUAACAGUGAACGCCGUCUGUCGGCAGCCGGAAGUCUUCUGUCCAAUCCAAUGUUGAACAAACACGCAUGCGUACUAUGGUCUAGUGAAAAUCGCCGGCACAUGCAGUUGUCUAACCCUCACGCUACUUUGAGUGAACUGGAUGCUAAACUUAGCCGGAAAUGGGACAAUCUGUCAGAAAAAGAGAAACUGAAAUACUUCCAACGUGCAAGGGACGCCAUCAAAGAUGAAAACCGACAUUCAAACAGACGAGUUCAAGAUUCCUCCAACAGUGAGUCCGAUCCUACAAGAAAAUACACAGAAGAGUGUUCUGUUGAAAAUUUCCAGAAAUUAACGCCAGCAUUACAGAUGAGCGAGAUAAAGAAAUGGCUGAACUUUUAUAACGAGGUAUCUCCUGAGUCCUGCUCCACGGUUAUCAGUACAUUUAAAGAAGCUCUAGUUGAGGAGAACAAGAAUAAAGCAGAGAAAGAAAAAUUGCAAGAAAAAUCCAAAAAUAAAUCAAAGAAAAAUAAACAAAAGAAGAAAGAGGAACGCGUUACGAACAUCGAUAGUAACGCAAACUACAGAAAACUACUUUUUGAAAAGAUUCAGGACCAAAAAGAAAACGUAAAAGAUGUUUUGAACUUGAAGAAAAAAGAGCAGUCUAAAUCAGUUUUAGAAAGUUACAGCAGUUUAGUCAAGCGUCUGGUGUGCGGUGAUGUAUGUCAUUUUGUAGGAGAUGUUAGAUCUGAUAGGCUUACUGAAACACUGUUUGCCUUAAGAGCAUUAGAAAAAGAUAACAAAUUAGCUGUGACUGGAAAUGUUGCUCGAGGUGACAAGGAAUAUGAAGAUAUUUUAGAAAGAUUAUAUUCCUGGAAUAGCCCAGACAGUAAAUCAUUAGUGUGUUCACUUGAAAAUACUGAGGUAGAUGCAGCAGAGAUAGAUAAAAAGUGCAAAAAGGUAAAAACUUAUUUAAUGGUGAUAAAGUUACCUAACGUUGUUGUUUAG
This is a messenger RNA of Ruditapes philippinarum (Manila clam), 3230 nucleotides long. RefSeq lists its product as uncharacterized. The record is from RefSeq and is a predicted model, not a curated record. The coding region runs from base 90 to 3230 and encodes 1046 amino acids. The transcript is spliced from 9 exons. NCBI's taxonomy places the organism in Eukaryota, Metazoa, Mollusca, Bivalvia, Venerida, Veneridae.